ACCCCUCCCACGCGCGCUCACGACAACCGGGCCCCGAGAACGUGCGCAUCUAACUUUUUAUUUUGGCACCGCUAGUAAGAUCUCCAGCUCCCGUUUUGUCACGUUUGGAGACUGUUUUCUUGCAUUUUUUCAGUUUACUAUCCCAUAAUCCCCCCCCGUUUUUUUUUUUACCUCACUCCUGGAGCUCCACACAGUUUCCUUCUCGGUCCAAACUCGACUCCUUUCAUGUGAGAGACCUUGAUCUACCCCUGACCAUCAGCUUGUACACCAGCCUGUCUGACAACCAGAAUAAACACACAGAAGCUGUCAUCCUGCAGGGCCAUCAGUCAGUGAAAAACUAAAACUUAAAUUCCACACAAACAGCCAGCGAGAGACACUAAACAGCUGCUGAAGCAGCCUGCAAGAUAUUUAACCAGCCUGACACCAACGGGCAGCAAACAGCAAACAAAUUAACCAGACAGAAGGGUAGCCAUGUUGAUCAUCUUAGCCUUCAUCAUCCUCUUCCAUCUGGCUGCAGUCAUCCUGCUCUUUGUUGCAACCAUUCACAAUGCAUGGUGGGUGGUGUCGCCACCUGGACGUGAAGUGAUCUACACUGACCUGUGGUACUCCUGUAACGUUACCUGCUACCCUGUGGAGAGCAGCCAUACCACUGAAGCAGCCUACCUACAGGCGGUCCAAGCUACUAUGAUCCUGGCCACCAUUUUAUGUUGCGUCAGCUUCUUUGUCUUCAUCCUUCAGCUCUUCAGGAUCAAACAGGGAGAGAGAUUCGUUUUCACCGCUAUUAUCCAGCUAUUGGCCUCUCUAUGUGUGAUGAUCGCAGCGUCUAUCUACACGGCUCAGAAAGAGACCUUUCAUGUGCCAAGUCUUCGGGAGGGCUCCUAUGGCUCCUCUUAUGUUGUGGCCUGGAUCAGCUUCCCUGUGACUCUCAUCAGUGGCCUCAUGUACCUGGUGCUCAGGAAGCGCAAAUAGAUGUGAUGGGCUUGAUGCAAAGGCUCGCAAUUAUUCAAAUGUAUAAAUAGGAACACUUGGACACAAAUGCAUUAAGACGUACACUUUUUCUCAACAAAUGUUCCUGCACACAUGCUCUCUUUCUAACCCUUAGAUUUUGUAAUACCAUUGGAGAUAAGAAAAUAUGCCAGAAAUGUCAAAUCCAUUUUAAUUUAAGGUCUUGGGUUCAGAGCCUGAUACACUUUUGUCCAUCUCACAUACUCAAAAUCACAAAUAGUCACACACACACCCCUCUCCUUCCUGAUGGUACAUUGUUCUCAAUGAAUAUGGGAACGAUGCUUUAGGACUCCCCAGACUCCCAGUGUGUCCAGUUGACAGGCCGUACCAUAAAUAUUUUUUUCAAACAAAUGCCUCAGAAGCAUAGCUGACAGUUUACUGACCAACAGACAGUUGAUACACCCACUGUCUUAGAUGUUCUGUUUUCAUGUAUUUUUAACAUUUAAGAUGAGAAAUGCACCCUAAUUCACAUUUGAUUUGCAAUAUCUGGUUUGAAAAGUGUAAACUGACUUUUGCCUGCUGUACACAGCGUUUGAUAGAUUCAUUUACAUAAAGCUGAGGUCAUAUCCACUCCAUGCAAAUAUAGUCACUCACUCAUUGCUCUGUGUAGAAAAUAAAUAAGAAAUGCCCAUUUUAGUGAGAACAUACCUAUCUUCCCUCUUUCCCCCCAGCCAUUACACAAAACAUGAGCUCUGUUCCAACACACUUGUUGGAUUUGUCUCCUACCCUUCUGUCAUUGUCUGUUGGGUCCCUGUCACACCAUUCAUAGGAACUUGUUAAAAUAUCUGAUCACAAAGGAUAAAGGUUUAAGAAGAAAGCUGGGGAUGUUUUCCUUACUGGGACACUGCCCCUGGACUUUUCAAAGGGUCCAUUUUUUUGUGAAACUAUAGUCAAUGGAAUUUAUUUUGUACAUAUUUGCUGUGUAUGUAUAGUUCAGGUAAUUGCCAAAAUCCUCUUUCUAAGAUUGAACUAUAGUCAAUAACCCAGUUAUUGGCCUUAAUGAUACACCAAGUAAACAUGGUAUGUAUAGUGUAUAUGGUGUAUGGUGUACACAUUCACAUUCAGUCAGCUGUAUGACUGUAGUUCAGUCUAUAUAUAUAUAUAUAUAUAUAUAUAUAUAUAUACACACACACACACACACACACACACAUAUAGAGGAAGUGUAGUGAAACAGUAGUUGAGGUAUGUAGGACUUUAACCCUUUGUUUGUAUUCAUAUGUUACUGACUUGUAUUUUUUUGGUGACAAAGGAACCAAUGAUGUGCUGUGAUAUUUGGGAUUUAAAAUGACAAAACAGAAACAUGCAAACUUGAAAUAGGAAUGAACAUUUCUUUGUUAUUAUUGUGUCUUUUUGUUCACAGCUUCACUGAAAAAAGGCAGGCGCUAUUUAUUGUUUAAAACCACUGUUGUUUGUUGUGACUGAGGAUGUAUGAAGUAAUUAAGUCUUCCCUCUCUGGCCAAGCUACUGUUUAUUUGGUCCAUUACUUAAACUUCUCCAACACCCAUAUGGACAUAUGAUCUGACAUUUAAUGUCAAUAAAUUCAUUACUGUAUUGUAUAUACUACCAAUUUGUAGAAUUACUGCUGGCUACAGCAUUUAUAGAGAUAAUGUCUGAUCCCAAAUUAGUACUACGUAAACUAGUUUUCUUUUCCUCUUUUUUGGUGUUGGUUUGGGGGUGACACAGUCAAGGGAGAACAGUUGGGUAUUAACGUGGUAGCUGUAAGGUCCUGAAACAUUUCUAGGAAACAAGUAACACAACAAAGUAAGGUAUUGGUGGUGUACUGGGUUGUAAAAUGAUAGAACUAUGUUCAUGCUGGACAGACCUUGGACCACAGAGCCUGUGACAUACCAGCUCACCAAUAAUGAAGAUUCAGGGAAGAGAAAUGAAAGUGAAGAUUUGCUCUGCUAUCUCAAGAUGAUACUUGAAAACUAUUAGAACAACACAUUGGAGGCAAACAUUAUGACGUUUGUUGUUCACGGUUUUUGUGAAGUUGUCAUCUUAGAAGUAUUUUGCUAAAUAAUAAGCCUCCUGGUUGCAUGCAAAUGUUUGUUAAAAUUAAAUUACAGGUUAUAUAGAUCAUGUAAAGUUUGCAACUAUUCGAUUUAGCAUUGUUCAUUUCAAAACAGAUCUAAAUGAUGAUUAAGCAAACUGUUGCAGAUAUUCAACAGACACCACAGGACUCUGUCUUAAAGGCUGACAUGUUAGAGCUACUCUUGAUUUAGAAUUGGAAAUGUUUUAUGUUAUGGUUGUGAUAAUUUUCCUGUGUGUGUGUUUUAUGUUAAUGUAGAUGUACUGUAUCUUAGUCAAUGUAGAUCUAUACAAAUAACCACAGGGCCAUACUGACAAAUAAUCAUAGAACUUGUUGAAGCCAAAACUGUAUUUAUGGGGAUUUGUUUUUUAAACAUUUUUUGCAGUUGAAAUAUUUCUAAUGCUUAAUGAAGUAUUAAUUACACAUUGAUCGAGAGUCUUAUGUUGCUUUAUAAUGAAGACGUGUUGAAAUGGUCAAUGUUUUAACAACUUAAAUUAAACAAGUUUCCUAUGUAGCAUAGGAUUCAUCCAGUUUUUGUCAGAUCUGACACAGGCUUAUAUAUCAUGGCAAAUGGGAGUGUUUCUGCUUGUUGCAGGCUCUGUUGCUUUUACUCUUUUAAGCAAAUUAAAUUACAACAUGCUAUUUAUUUUGAUCUCUGUUGUAUGAUAAUACUGUGUCUUCAUGACUUCACAUCAUUCAACUGUUGUCUGCUAUUGACACCUAGUGGACAGAGAACUACACCAUACAUAAAUACUGAUGUGCGCUCCUGUCAAGCUGAAAAGAAUGAACUUGUUUCUGCUUGGUGAAUCCUGCCGCUCUAAUCUCAGAGGCACAGAUUUCCAACAGAUUCAGGAACAAAGACUCAUCUCCCCUGCAGGAAUUUAUAGGUGCUUAUUUUUUUCCUGUGUCCCCACCCACCAGAUGUAGAUCUCAAUAAAUGUAUUUUACAAUAAAUAAAAUUUCUUUGUUUGUGCCAAA
Messenger RNA from Lates calcarifer (barramundi perch), 4012 nucleotides. It is a transcript of the gene emp2, whose product is annotated as epithelial membrane protein 2. NCBI's taxonomy places the organism in Eukaryota, Metazoa, Chordata, Actinopteri, Centropomidae. The transcript has 5 exons. Gene Ontology annotation, cellular component: plasma membrane. The record is from RefSeq and is a predicted model, not a curated record. The coding region runs from base 472 to 969 and encodes 165 amino acids.